UAAGGUUGUCCCUGUGCUAGUAGACAAUAUGGCCGUGUUCCAUGAUGAGGUUGAGAUUGAAGACUUUGAGUAUGAUGAAGAAACAGAGACGUAUCUCUACCCUUGUCCGUGUGGUGACCAGUUUGAGAUAACUAGGGAGGAUCUUGAGAAUGGAGAGGAUGUGGCGACUUGUCCUAGCUGCUCACUUAUCAUCAAAGUUAUAUAUGAUCUAGAGGACUUCUUGUUGUCCAAUCCUAAGGUGAAGAAAUCAAGCAGCCAAGUGGCCCUGGCUACAUAGCAGCAUCUCCCAAACUUUUGCACUAUUCUCAUUUUCUCACAUGUACACAAUGGAAUUGAUAACAAAAAUAAAGUUUCACCUGUAUUAAAA
This is a messenger RNA of Halichondria panicea, 367 nucleotides long. RefSeq names its product diphthamide biosynthesis protein 3-like. The record is from RefSeq and is a predicted model, not a curated record. Bases 29 to 277 code for a protein of 82 amino acids. The transcript is spliced from 3 exons. Lineage: Eukaryota; Metazoa; Porifera; Demospongiae; Suberitida; Halichondriidae.